This is a messenger RNA of Myotis myotis, 5321 nucleotides long. It is a transcript of the gene FAM193A, whose product is annotated as family with sequence similarity 193 member A. The transcript is spliced from 21 exons. The coding region runs from base 213 to 4706 and encodes 1497 amino acids. NCBI's taxonomy places the organism in Eukaryota, Metazoa, Chordata, Mammalia, Chiroptera, Vespertilionidae. The record is from RefSeq and is a predicted model, not a curated record.
GUCCGCCAUAUUGGACUCUAACUCUGGUCAGCGGCGGCGCCGGGCCCGGUGGACUCGCCGUUUCUCCCGCCCUGCGGCCACCCGGCAGCUCCCGCCCGCCCGGCUCUGCCCGCCCGCCCGGACUCGACCCCGCGCAGCGUCCCCCGCCCUCGGCCGGCCGCAGCGCUCCGCCGCCGCCACAGCCUCCCCGCCCUCCCCGCCUGCCGCCCGCCAUGAGCCCGGCCGACACUAAGCGAGGGGCCAAGCGCCGGAAGAACAAGCGGGGCGGCGGCGGCGGCUCGGGCGGGGGCCACGGCGGCGCGAGCGGCGGCAAGGCCAGCCCGGCGGCGGCGCUGCGCGGCACCCAGGCCGCGGGCCUGGCGACCCCGGGCGGCGCGGCGGUGGCCAACGGGCCCCUCAGCGCGGGCGCGGGCGGCGCCGCCCCCGGAGGCUACUUCGAGACUCCUUUUAACUUUGGCAUGAAUCACAGAACUCCACCCUACCCCGCCGGGGACUACUGCCUGCUGUGCAGAAGCGAACGCAAAGACUCUUCCUUCCUAGAGAGUGGGAUUAAGACUGCGAGCAAAUUGGCGCUUUCCGUGGCUCCCAAGGGCAACAGCGUGCUGCACCUGCCGCUGUGGGUGUGCCCUGACUGCAGGCGGACCGUGGAGAAGGAGGAGAGGCACGGAGGCCUGGACCAGCCAGCGCAGGGCCAGGACUUCCUUCUCCACGGCCCUCUGGGCGGGUCCCCGGCAGAGGCAGGCGGCGGGAGGCUGGCUCUGGGCACCCAGCCACUGCCCUCCGACACGUCUUGUGCUUGUGAGGCCUGCAGCGAGCGCAGAGAGAUCUCGGCAGAGACGGACCGGGAGCCGCAGCAGCUGCAGAACUACUGGUCUGAAGUGCGCUACAUGGUCCGCUGCAUUUACCGCCAGGCGGGGACCCCGUUGGCAGACGACCAAGACCAGUCCCUGGUGCCUGAUAAGGAGGGGGUGAAGGAGCUCGUGGAUAGGCUCUGCGAGAGAGACCCCUACCAGCUGUACCAGCGGCUGGAGCAGCAAGCCCGAGAGUACGUGCUGGAGAUGAAGGUCCGCCUCCUGCGGCAGUUGUCAGCUGCAGCGCGAGUGCGGGCGCCGUCUGGCCUACAGGGCCCACCGCAGGCCCACCAGUUCAUCUCCCUGCUGCUCGAGGAGUAUGGCGCCCUCUGCCAGGCGGCACGCACCAUCAGCACCUUCCUGGGCACUCUGGAAAAUGAGCACUUGAAAAAGUUCCAGGUGACAUGGGAGCUGCAUAAUAAACACCUGUUUGAAAAUCUGGUUUUUUCGGAACCUCUUCUUCAGAGCAACUUGCCAGCAUUGGUGUCGCAAAUCAGGCUGGGGACCACGACACACGACGCCUGCAGCGAGGACGCCUACAGCACCUUGCUGCAGCGGUACCAGCGCUCCGAGGAGGAGCUGCGCAGGGUCGCCGCCGAGUGGCUGGAGUGCCAGAAGCGGAUCGACGCCUACGUUGAUGAACAGAUGGCUGUGCACACCAGGCAGCGCACACUCACAGAAGACUGGGAGCUUUUCAGACACAGGCGUUUCCUUGAAGAGCAGUUAACCAGUAAAAAAGCAGUCACUGGUGAGAACAACUUCACAGAUGCCAUGAGGCAUGUGCUGUCGUCACGGCUGAGUGUGCCCGACUGCCCCAACUGCCACUACCGGAGAAGGUGUGCCUGUGACGACUGCAGCCUCUCCCACAUCCUCACGUGUGGCAUCGUGGACCCCCCUGCCCCCGGCGACACCCACGCCCACCCGCUGCCCCUGCAGGUGGGCUCUGCUUCCGACUGUGUCUCUGAGAUGCGCCCGCCCAGCGUGUCGUCCGCCAGCUCGGGGUCAGGCUCCAGCUCUCCAGUCACCAUCCAGCAGCAUCCCCGGCUCCUCCUCACCGACAGCGGCUCGGCCCCAGCGUUCUGCAGUGACGAUGAAGAUGUGGCUCCGUUGUCAGCUAAGUUUGCUGAUAUUUAUCCGUUGAAUAACUACAACGACACCGAGGUGGUGGCCAACAUGAAUGGAAUCCACAGCGAGUUAAAUGGUGGCGGGGAAAACGUGGCCCUGAAAGAUGAGUCCCCGCAGGGGAGCAGCACCAGUGCCAGUUCUUCAGAAGCUGAUGAUGAAGAGGCGGACGGCGGGAGUGGGGGCGAGCCACCCGGAGCCCCGAAGGAAGCCGUGGCCCUAGAAAAUGGAAGUCCCACAAAGGAGGACAGUAAAGUGGACAGUCCCCCCCCAUCUUACCCCGCUCAGCAGGCGGAGCCAGCUGCCAACACCUGCGAGUGCCACGUGUGCAAGCAGGAAGCUUCUGGGCUGCCACUGUCGGCGAUGACGGCCGGCGCCUUUCCUUCCAGCCACCAGUUCCUGACCCCGGAGAGGCCCGCACACCCCGCCUUGCACCUGUACCCCCACAUCCAUGGGCACGUGCCCUUGCACACGGUCCCACACCUGCCUCGCCCUCUGAUACACCCCACCUUGUACGCAGCGCCCCCCUUCACACACAGUAAGGCUUUACCGCCAGCACCUGUUCAGAAUCACACAAAUAAGCAUCAGGUAUUCAAUGCAUCUCUUCAAGACCAUAUUUACCCAAGCUGUUUUGGGACUGCUCCAGAGUGGAAUAGUUCUAAGUUUAUAAGUCUGUGGGGAUCAGAAGUGAUGAAUGAUAAGAACUGGAGUCCUGGCACUUUCCUGCCAGAUACAAUUUCUGGGAGUGAAAUAUUAGGGCCAACAUUCUCAGAAACAAGACCCGACACCCUCCCACCACCGCCGAGCAGUGGCUCGCCCACAGGUCUGGACUGUAAAGAGAAAAGAAACGCUGCAAGAAAGAAAUGCCUGUACAGCUUCCAAGACGCUUUCAUGGAAGCGAACAAGGUGGUGAUGGCCACCUCCUCAGCCACCUCCUCCGUGUCCUGCACGGCCACCACGGUGCAGUCAAGCAACAGCCAGUUCAAAGUGUCGUCCAAGAGGCCUCCUUCCUUAGGUGAGGUCUUCCACGGCAUCAGCAAGGAGGAGCACAGGCACGCGGUGCCCGCCGCCCCGAGGAACAGCCCGACCGGCCUGGCGCCGCUCCCCACGCUCGCCCCUGCCCCCCUCGCACCAGCCUCCACGCCUCACCUGGCAAACCUUGCAGCCCCCGCCUUCCCCAAAAGUGCCGCCACCUCUCCUGGGUUUGUGGACACGCGCAAGAGCUUCUGUCCUGCCUCGGUCGCCCCCACGGCCCCCAGCACAGACGGUCCCAUCAGCGCGCCUCCAAGCGUCUGCAGUGACCCGGACUGCGAAGGGCACCGCUGCGAGAAUGGCGUCUACGACCCACAGCAGGACGAUGGGGACGAGAGCGCAGACGAGGACAGCUGCUCCGAGCACAGCUCCAGCACCUCCACCUCCACCAACCAGAAGGAGGGCAAGUACUGUGACUGCUGCUACUGUGAAUUCUUCGGGCACGGCGGGCCUCCAGCCGCACCCACAAGUAGGAAUUACGCAGAGAUGAGGGAGAAGCUGCGCUUGCGGCUGACCAAGCGGAAGGAAGAGCAGCCGAAGAAGGCGGACCAGCUGUCGGAGCGGGAGAGCAUGGUGGACCACCGCCGGGUGGAGGACCUGCUGCAGUUCAUCAACAGCUCCGAGCCCAAGCCCGUGAGCAGCACGCGCGCCGCCAAGCGGGCGAGGCACAAGCAGAGAAAGCUGGAGGAGAAGGCGCGCCUGGAGGCGGAGGCCAGGGCCCGGGAGCACGAGCAUGUCCGCGAGGAGCAGAGGCAGCAGGAGCAGGAGGAGGAGCGGCUCACGGCGGAGCUGCAGCGGCUGCAGGAGCUCCAGAAGCUGCGCGCCGUGAAGAAGAAGAAGAAGGAGCGGCCGAGCAAGGACUGUCCCAAGCUGAGCAUGCUGGCAGGGGCUUUGCAGGCGGCAGCAGAGUCCCUGCCCGACCCUAUGCACAUGCACAACGGCUCCCUCGAGCAGAACGAAGAACCAGAAACCUCACCGCACUCCCCGUCCAGACACGCCAACCACACAGAGCCUGGGCCGGAGGCUGACCCCGGGCCGGAGGCAGAGCCCGGGGACAACAGGGACUCCAAGCUCCUCCUGCCCGAGGGGGUCAGUGGGAAGCAGCAGGAGCCGCUGUCCUUUCUCCUGGACAUAAUGCAUCACCACAAGGAGGGGACUGGCAAACAAAAGCCAAAACAGGCCGGGAAGGCCGGCAGCGAGGCUGGCAGGAGGCCCGUGGAGCCCCCCAGAGCCUCCGAGAGCCAGCCCAGACCCCGGCCUCAGACUGAGCCAAAGGCGAAAGUGCUCGACCUCACUUCCCUGGCGGAGCAGAAGCGAGAGGACAGGAAAGCCAACAGCAACAACAACAACAAGAAGCAGCUGAACCACGUCAAGGAGGGGAAGGCCAGCCCAGGCCCCUCGGAGCCCGCCUGCCCCAGCGAGCCUGCGCACAGCAGCAAGCCGGUGCCGGCCGACUCCCCACAGCCCCGUGGCAAGAGCAAGAAGAGCCGGAAGAAGAAGGGAGACAGAGCCGGCAGCUCGCUCGAUGAUGUCUUUCUGCCUAAAGAUAUCGACCUGGACAGUGUGGACAUGGAUGAGACGGAGAGGGAAGUGGAAUAUUUCAAAAGAUUCUGCUUGGAUUCCGCCAGGCAGACCCGACAAAGACUGUCCAUCAACUGGUCCAACUUUAGCUUGAAAAAGGCCACCUUUGCUGCCCACUGAGUGAGGAUCACCGGAGAGGGACGCACGGGAGCUCGCCAGGCCUUGCCGGGGGGCCACAGCGCCUGGGACCCAGCCCGAGGGUGUGCCGCCCGCCCGCCCGCCCCGUUAGCUUGUGUGCGUGUCGCCUGUGAGCCUCUGAUCGUAGCUCUGUGCCCUCGGGUUGGACAGUAGCUCCCGCCACUUCUUCCGCCACCGUGGCCCCCGAGGCCUGGGCCUUGGCCACAGACGAGUUUGCAUCAUCCACGUGGCUCCGUGGCCCCUGCAUCUCACCCUGUCCUGUCAUCUGUCCCCCUGGGUGACGCCCUCACUCAGCUCCCACCCGAGAUGGGUGGGUGGGCGGGCGGGGCAGGCACGCUCCGAUCUCCACAAUCUACUGUUCAGAGUGUACACGUUGCGCUGUUUGUGUCCGACCCCUGACUUGUAGCCAGCUUGUGUCCGACCCCUGCCGAGUGAGAAAGUUCAAAAGCAAACCCACCCAGUACUCACCACCCAGUCUGUUAGAGUGUACGACUGUAUUAACACGGAGGCCUGCCUGGCUACUUUUUAACAUAUUGUUAAGUAAUAUUAAAAUCAUGUCUUUCUUUUUGAAAGAUGGAAUACAUUAGUACAGUAGGA